Molecule: messenger RNA, 5264 nt
Organism: Eublepharis macularius
Lineage: Eukaryota; Metazoa; Chordata; Lepidosauria; Squamata; Eublepharidae
Gene: PPRC1
Product: PPARG related coactivator 1
Exons: 14
Coding region: 1-4992 (1663 amino acids)
Biological process (GO): positive regulation of transcription by RNA polymerase II
Cellular component (GO): nucleus
Molecular function (GO): RNA binding; transcription factor binding
Source: RefSeq, a predicted model, not a curated record
AUGGCGGCGCUCUGGGGCGGCGGCGCGGGACAUGCCGGGGCUGGAGGAACUCUUCCGCUGCGGGGGGACGCGGAGCCGACGAUGGGAAGCGGUCUCCCCUCCGCGCAGUAUUUACUAGCAGAGAAUUUACACUUGUCAUUGGAGGCAGAAACCAUCCUUGAAGCAGAGGAGCUCCUGGGAACAAUGCAAGAUUACUUAGAUUCUUCUGUCAUCUCCAUCAUUGAAGAUUUCAGCAGCCUGACUGAGACAAAAGGCCGCACAGAUGCAGACAAUGAGCUUUCCUUGUUAACUGCAAUCACGGAGAUUCUGGACAGCACAGAUGAUGAGUCUCUGUCUCCUUUUGACACUAUUCCUGAUUCUGAAUUGCUGACAUCACCCAAAGAGCAUGAUAAUUCUUCGUUUCAGAGGUUUCUCAGCUUGUCCAGGACCCCUCCUAAACAGGACUUCUGCUCCAUAGAGGAUUUUGAAGAGCCUAGAAUUUGUACCAUUGUGACUGAGAAGGUUGAAGCCUGUGCUACCAGCCUCCCCUUGGCACUGACUCCAAAUUUUCCUAAAGACAGAGCUGCUUCCAAGAAAGCUAACAGCAAAGGGCCCUAUGGGGAAUGGAGAGUGUUCCGGCACAGAGAGCGAGAGCCUCCUACACGGCAACGAAGUGAUGGAGAAGAGGAGGAGGAAGAGGAGACAACAGAUUGUGGGCAGGGUUUUGUGGCAGGUGUAAAAGAGAUCCCUGCAGCAUUGGCAACAAAGGAGGUGGAGUCAGACCUCCCCUCAAGUGAUGGUCUCUAUGUAAUUUCCCCAGAGAGCAUCUCCCUCAGUGAGCUAGUGAGGUCCAUGCAUCCUUAUUGCCAGCCUGCCGUCACUAUGUGCCUGAGUCCUAAGAGCCAGCCCCUAGCUGAGAAGCUGGUUGCUUGUCCGGUUCUUGUAGAAAUAGCGCCUGAUGGCAGGGAGAGCAUGGAGGUCCCAGUGGUCCCUCGGAAUGUGGAGACAGAGGUCUCCUGCAGAACUGACAGCAGCAGCAUAUCUGGCCAGACAAACAAAGAGACACAUCUCUUGGUCCCUUCCUUGGACAAAGUAUCCUCUACAGACAACUCCAAGACUGCAGGGCUGGAAAGAGAUUUUGCCUUGGGCAGCCAGGCCGAGGGGGCGGAUGCGGCUGUCCUCCAGAGUAGGGAACAUGCUCAUCUGGAAGCAGAGGAAGAAGCUCGGGGGUCAGCUGAGGCUGAAGAGAGCACAUCUCAGCUUGGCUCAGGAGCACCAAUAAACAGAAAGCACAGUGCCUCGGAGACAGACAAGAGAAACAGCAAUACCACAAAGAACGAGAAGAAAUGCAGCAAAAAGAAAAGGAGACACAAGGAGGCCAAGAAUGGCAGGCCUCAAAAGCAGACUGUUUCUAACCCAAGCAAUGAUGAGAAGCAGGUGGAGAAAGCUAAGGGAAGUGGUCAGGCCAAGCCUUCCCCAGAUCAAGCAUUCCAUGCAAAAGAGAAGCUGGGAACUGUAAAGGAGGAAUUAUCCAAGCCUGAGGCAGAGCUGGAGCCCCAAAGCCCACAGAUGCCAAGCUUGGAGGGUGCAGAGGCCUUGCCAGGUAUAGAGGAACGUCUGUCCACUCAGCACCAGGGGGACGCAGACAUGUUUCCUGCAGCCCAGGAAUCCAACCAAGGGAGUAAGCCUGUUUCACCUACUCAUGAGGUGGUGGGACCAGGCCCCUCCCUUUUGCUCCCCAGCAGUAUGGCAGACAUUGGAAGGGAGCCUCCUGUGAGUCUUCUCACCAGCAAGGAAUCCAGCUGUCCUCCCAAGGAGGUGAAGCCCAGACCUCUCAGCCUGAGUGAAUACCGGCAGCGCCGACUGCAGCGUCAGUUAAGGGAUGUGAGCACAAGUGGAACCACAGAGAAGCAGAGUGCCAGCAAGUGGCCCAGUCUCCCAGAACUCCCCACAGAACUGGCCGAACUGCCUUGCCUGGUGGUGCCUCCACCACCCCCCAGACCCCCCAUGCACGAAAAGCCUGCUGACACCUCCUCUACCCCUACUCCAGCUGCCACGGCAACUGCCAGUCCCCCUUCCUUGCAAACCACAGCUGCACCAGUCCUGGCUCCUUGUUUCCAGAAUGGCACCGUGGGCACUUCUCCUCUUACGGUAGCUGCCCCUGUUGUCCCUGCACAGCCUAGUAAAGCAGGUGCCUUUCCCCCUGUUGGGGCUCAGGUGCCAUCGAUGCUGCCUCCGACGUAUCUCCCGUCAGCUCCUGGGGCUUUCCUCCCAGCCCCUCCCAGCUCCUACAUCUUGGGCUCACUGCCCCCAGCGAGUCCCUGGGCUCACUUUGCCCCUCUGCCAGCUGGCUACAAAAGCAUGCCACCUCCACCUCCAGCCACCAAAGCUUGUUCUGCUGCCUUCCAUACAGUUCCUCCAGUGCCCCCUCCAACAUGGCCUCCUCCUCCUGUCCCUUUGCCCGCCAUUGGCUCUGGGCUUCCUUACAACUCCAUUGAGUGGGCUGCAGGUCCACAGCCGCCUUACUGGCCUGGUAUCCCAGUACCACCUCCAAUGUUGCCCAUCCCUUAUGGGGAUCAAAGAGUCCUCCUGCAGAGUCCCCCAGUUGGUGCCUUCCUGACACCAUCCUUCUCUGAAGAGACCCUUGGCCAGCAGACUAUCGCUCCAACACUGAAGUCCCCUCACUUCAGAAUGCAAAAUUUGACAGCCGCUGAAAAGGAAGGCCUACCUGCCCACCUACCCUGGUUGGAGCCCCCUUCGACAGCUGAAGUAGCCCCCAGAAGGCUAUCUGAUCCAAGGCGGCAAGCACAGCCUUGUGCUGUUGAGUCUAAAGCACAGGUGACUUCCAACAAAUCUCAGCCUUUGGAGAAACUGCUUUUCCCUCCACCAGUGGUUGAGCCUUUGGAAAAACCCGUGCUGCCUCAGCUUGUUAGGGAGAGCUCCAUUCUGUCGUCCUCAGAGGAGUCCCAUUCUGUGCUGCCUUCCCAGGAAGUCAAGGAUUCCACUGGCACACUGAAAUCCCUAGAAGAGCCCUGCUUUGAGCCUGUAGAGAAGGCCAUUACUCUACCUGCCACAGCUCAAGGCGCCAAAGAGACCCCUCCUCCUGCCCAGUCUCAAGAGGAACCUUCUCCCCUUCCUGCUACUUUGCUGCCUGCAAAGUUAACAAUGCUAGCUGAUGUGGACACAGAGACUCAGGAAGCUGCCCCAGUAGUUCCCAGCUUCCCAGCCACAGCAGUGCCCAAGAAAGUUCAGGAAGUUGGCAUGCUUUCCAAGGCACCCACCUCUGCACAGAAGCUACAGCCUAUCAUCGGCAUGGCACAGUGCAGCCGCAAUAAGGAUGUUGUUCGAGCAUUUAUCACUGAGAUUGGAAUUGAGGCCUCUGACCUGUCCAGCCUACUAGAGCAAUUUGAAAAGACAGAAGCCAAAGAGGGAACUUGUAAUGUGGCAAAAUCCAAGGGAAGCAUUGCUGCUGAGAACAGUAGUUCUGAGGCACAGCAGGAAAAGAAGAUGGUGGAUCGGCUUCAGGCUCCAGAGCUCACCAAUGUUGCAGGCCUGACCCCUCCAGCCACUCCACCCCACCAACUGUGGAAGCCUCUAGCAGCUGUCUCGCUUUUGGGCAAAGCGGGGUCCCCCAAAGGUUCCAGGCUUGCAAAAUCCCUAGGCAAACCUCACAGAAGAGUGCCAGCCCCUCUUCAUGUGGGCUCUGGUGAACAUGACUACUGUCAGCUCAGUGCUGUUCCUCCAAAGGAGGGCUCCCGAUGGAAUGUCAAGCACAGCACAGAGAUCACUAUAAAGCCUAUCAAGACCUUGACGAAGCCAGAGCAAGAUCAGCCUGCCACAAACCAGCCCUUGGCUGCUGCCCAAAUGAACCCUGUAGGCACUCUCAGCAUGGCUGCUGCCUGCCAGAGUCCCAAAGAGGCCCCCAGCCCUAUUGAUGCUUGUCAGGACAAGACCCAAAUCUUGAGCCCUGCUGCGGCGAGCUCAAGCCCUGCCAGAUCAGAGCCUCCACUGUUAGGGAGCACACUUACAAGGCUGCAUACAGAGCCAUUGGACCACCGGACUAGUGUAUCAAGGUCCGUGACUAGGGGCAGUGAAGGUUCCAGUUCUGUGCUGCUGUCCCCAGCUGCAUCCCCAUGCCGAGAUGCAGAAGAACCAAUGUUGCAACAACCUCAGGAAGUUCAGCAGAAGCGCCUGGCUUCCAAACGCAACUUGAGAUGCUACCGGAGCAGGCAGAAGUCAACCAGUCCCCCAAAAGGGAGCUGGAAAGGCCGCCGAAAUCGUGCCAGCCGAUCCUUCAGCUCCAGCUCUGAUGGUGAUAGUGACUCUUCUUCCUCUUCCUCCUCCUCCUCCUCCUCCACCUCCUCCUCCUCAAGGUCAUACUCCCGGUCUCUGUCUCCCCCAUCAAAACGCUGGCGAAGAUACCGCUCAAGAAGCUCCCGCUCCUCUUCCUCUUCAAGUGCAUGGAGCCGGUCAAGGAGCAGAUCUCAGUCAUCUUCAGGUUCCUCCUAUUUAUCAAAGUCAUCUUCACGGUCCCGAUCUCAGCACAGGAGGAGCUCCUGUAGGAAAAGAUAUGACUCCAGCAGUUCCCGGGAUCGUUAUCAAAGGCAGAAAAUCCAAUACAAAGAACGUGCAAUAGAGGAACGCCGUGUUGUCUUCAUUGGGAAGAUCCCUAACAGGAUGACCCGUUCAGAACUUCGGCACCGUUUCUCUGUGUUUGGAGACAUUGAGGACUGCACACUGCACUUCCGAGAACAGGGGGAUAACUAUGGUUUUGUGACAUACCGCUAUGCUGAGGAGGCCUUUGCUGCCAUAGACGGUGGACAUGCACUGCAUCAUCCUGAUGAACAACCCUUUGAUUUGUGCUUUGGAGGGCGUCGGCAAUUCUGCAAAAAGAACUAUGCUGAUUUGGAUUCUAACAGAGAAGACUUCGAGCCUGCCCCUAUGAAGAACAAAUUUGAUUCCCUUGAUUUUGACACCUUACUAAAGCAGGCUCAGCGGAGUCUGCAGAGGUAACGCUGGCUGUCCUGGGCUCAGUCUGCCCAGUAGGCAUCUGCCUACACCAGCCUUACCUCAGACUGGCUGUGGGGGCAAGCGCCCUCUUAAGCCUAGCUGCUAUGUCCAGCGUGGUUUUGUAAUGAAAUGCAAAAAACCCACAAACAAUUUUUAUCUUGAUUUUGUUUUUCUAGGGACUAUUUAAGGGGAAGGGCAUUUGAGGAUGGAAUGACAAUACCCAGCCACCUUCUUCCCAUUUAAUCACUAUGCAGACAAUAAACAUUCACCAUAGA